AAAGAAAAUGUCUAUCUUCUGAUUAAUUUUUUCUGGUUCAAAGGGACUUUAGACACUGAUAAGUGUUUGACUUUGAGCGCUGGAUUUAUUGUCGGCUGUCACAGGUUUAUUCGUCACCAGACUGUCUGCUUCAUUUACCCAGCAUGCCUCGCUUGUUGCCGUCUGGAAAGGAGUGACUGUGUAGAAAAGAACCAGCUAGCUCCAUUUGACAUCUGUGUAGCUGUUUUUACUAUGUGUUUAUUGUGGAUGAAGUAAGAGGAGGGGAAAAAAACAUUAUUUAAAGGAAGGUGAAAUAUCUUGUUGUCAAUACCCUAGCGAUGCCUCUCUUCACGACCAACCCCUUUGACCAAGAUGUUGAGAAAGCAACCAGUGAGAUGAACACAGCUGAGGACUGGGGCCUCAUUCUGGACAUAUGUGAUAAGAUAGGGCAGUCCCGCACUGGGCCAAAAGAAUGUCUCCGCUCUAUAAUGAGAAGAGUGAACCACAAGGAUCCCCACGUAGCCAUGCAGGCAUUGACUCUCCUCGGCGCUUGUGUUUCAAAUUGUGGUAAAAUCUUCCACUUGGAGGUUUGUUCGAGAGAGUUCGCCAGUGAAGUCAGUAACGUCUUAAAUAAGGGUCACCCAAAAGUGUGUGAAAAGCUGAAGGCGUUGAUGGUGGAGUGGGCAGAGGACUUCCGCAAUGAUCCGCAGCUCAGCCUGAUCUCGGCGAUGAUCAAGAAUCUACGCGAGCAAGGGGUCACCUUCCCAGCUGUUGGGUCUCAGGCUGCAGAGCAAGCAAAAGCAAGCCCAGCAUUGGUGGCAAAGGAUCCCUCCACCACCACAAACAAAAAGGAGGAAGAAGAUCUGGCCAAAGCUAUUGAGCUGUCACUAAAGGAGCAGCGGCAGCAACCGCAGACGUCCCUGUCGAGCCUUUACCCGAGCACUUCCAGCCUUCUCUCUACACACAAGUCCGACGGCAGAAAAGUCCGCGCCAUCUACGACUUCGAGGCUGCGGAGGACAAUGAGCUCACUUUUAAGUCCGGAGAAAUCAUUACCAUCCUGGACGACAGUGACCCCAACUGGUGGAAAGGGGAAACAUACCAGGGAGUCGGCUUGUUCCCUUCUAACUUUGUCACCGCUGAUCUCACUGCAGAACCUGAGAUGAUGAAGACAGAGAAGAAGACUGUUCAGUUCAGCGAGGACAUCCAGGUGGAGACAAUAGAGCCUGAACAGGAGCCUGUAUAUAUAGACGAGGACAAAAUGGAUCAACUGCUCCAGAUGAUUCAAAGUGCAGAUCCGACAGACAACCAGUCAGACAGUGUAGAGUUACUCCAGCUAGAAGGUGCAUGUAAUCAAAUGGGACCGCUGAUUGACCAGAAGUUGGAGGACAUAGACAGGAAGCACUCGGAGCUGUCAGAGCUAAACGUAAAGGUCAUGGAAGCUUUGUCUCUGUAUGCAAAGCUGAUGAAUGAAGAUCCAGUGUAUGCCAUGUAUGCUAAGCUGCAGAGCCAGCAGUACUACAUGCAGCAGCCUGCUAGCGCGGCACAGCAGGUCUACCCUGGUCAGCCUGCGUCAGGCUCAUAUGCCAUGAGCGGCACCGUGGUGCCAGGCUAUACGGUUCCUGUGGAGCAGCUUCCUGCUGGUGCUCCCAUUCAGGGUCAGGCAGCUCCCAGUGAUGUCCACAUGUACAUGGGCCAGCCACCAGUCUACGCUGCAGCGCCUGGAGCUAUGGCUCCAGCAGACAUUCAGUCCUACCAAAACACAGCCAGUGCUGUGGCCCCCGCACCAUGCACUGCUCCUGCGAACUACAGUGCCCCCUCUGGCACAAGCUUAGCACCUCCCUCAGACGUCCCACAGGCCCCUUACUCAGAGAAAGCCUUGCUAUAGGCCCCGCUCCUUCUCCUCCUUACAGAUGGGAUAAACACAUUGUCACCCCACGGUAAGAAGUAGUUCAUUGUUGUUCGUGUUAAGGAGGAGCAGCAGGUUUGAUCAUUUGAAUCGGAUCAGGCAAACACUGGCGUUUGGUGCACCUUGUGUUUUAUUUGGCAAAUAUACAUGUGAUAAUACAGUUACUUCUUUCUGCUGGUCAUGAGGUAUUCAAAAGGUUUUGAUUUGAGCUGUCAAAUAUGUAAGCUUGAAGGUAUGCAUUGUUUUUUUUUUUUUGUAUCAUUUUUGCACAUUUUUACCUCCUCAGCUGCUGUUAGAUGGACUGGUUUAUGUUUUGUUCAUGGUGUAAUUCUAAGCACCUAAUCUAAAUCCGGCCAGAAUGAAAUCUACUUUUUAUGCACAAUACCUGACAAUAAAUAAUUAAGCAAGGCUCGAUUUAAAGAUUUAUGUUUGUUUUUCAAAAACUAUAGAGCCAUUAAAAAGGGUCUUAUAGAUUAAUUUUGUAAACAAAUGUCAUUUCAAUUCUUUAUUUUUGGCUCUAUUGAAUUUCUAAAUAUAAUUGCAACUAUCUGGACAUGUAGACACAUCUUACACUUAGAAGUUAUUAUAGCUUAACAAUAAAAUCAAUAUAGGUGAAUCUGAAUAAAUUUAUUAUUCACAGAGUGAUAAGUUUUAGACUUUUAUUUCAGUAAAUUUUGAUGAUUGUGGCUUAAAAAUUCAACAUGUCACAAAAUUGGAAUAUAACUUAAAGAAAAGCAUUUUGGAUACACCCAAAAUGCUGAAGAAACUUUGCUUCACAAGUCCUUUCAACACUGUGUUCUCUCUGUUGCUUGUGUCCCUUUUUCUGCUCCACUUUUUCCUUUCACUGAACUUUCCACUAAAACCCUUCAAUGAGAAUUUGAGUAGAACAGCCAACUUUUUUUAAAUUAUUGUUUUGUACUCUCCUUGUGAAGAUUGACGAUGAGUGCUGGACAACUGUCAAUGCAGUGGUCUUCCCCAUGGUUAUAUUUCCCAUAACAUGGACAAAAUAUAACAUAAUUUUUCUUAGAAACUCAUGUUUGAGUUUAUUUUUUAAGCCAUAAUCAUCCAAAGGAGCAGAAACAAACAUCUAAAACAUAAUUUUGAGAUUCACCUGUGAUUAUUAGAAUUUGUCCCAUAUUUCUUAAAAAUGGGAGCCUUUUGGAAACAAAACAAGUUUUACCAAUUAGAGUAAUCAAGUGUAACUGCACCUGCUGUAUAAUAAUUUAGAUAAUCCACAUAACACAUGAAAUUCACAGCAGUUCUUUGACAACACUAGUAACGGGCCUACAUAUGUAGACUUUAAAACACUUAACAUAGAGACACGUGCAGUGUGCCAUGGUGAUCUCAUCCACUACAGCCAAUUUCAACCCCGUUCUUGCCUCAAAAAUAUCAUUUUUUUCUACUUUUUUAUUUACAUCAAAACACUAUGUUGAAAAUGUACCUGUAGCUCUCCUACUUAUCUUUUACAAUUGUCCUCAAGUUUAACAAGUACUGAAAACUGAAGCCACUUUGACUUCUGGAGGGAAAAAAAACAAGGACAGCAGAAGCAUGCACAUGACAUUUGUAUAUACUGUAUUAAAAUAGACCCCAGGAGGGUUGGCUGUAUGUUGGCACAGCUCUCCCAGCCAUAAAACUAAAGUCUGCCAUCUUUGCAUGUACCUGGUGAAUUAAAGGUGUAUUAGCCAUCCCUACAUGCCCAUUUUCCUUUUCACUCCAAGCAGCAGUCCAAGGGUUGCAGUGCUCUGUGUCCAUCAGGGCUGUGCUAACAUGCGUGCACCACCAACUUGGCUACAACGGGGAAAAACUCUUGAGCCCCACUGAAUUAUUAUUAUUUUUUUUUUUCUCGUUUGCCAUUUUUUUUUUUUUUGUAGUGCUUUCUAAUUUAUGUUUAAUUAUUAUGAUAUUUUUAAUGAAGUAUUGAAGGAUGUAUGUAUUCAAAGAAUAGAGUGGAAUGUGCGAUAUUUUGCCUAACUUAGUUGUAUAUUUCAGACAAGAACCUGGACGUUCCUCUUACUGUACUGUAGGUUUAAUGGCGACAUUAGAACUGACCGAACUUGAGCCCACCUGUGGUUUCUGUGAUUUUUCUCAGACAUGAGGGAAGUUUCUGAUGAAGAGGCAUUAGUUGAAGAUGUUUAGUUGCUAACUCUCACCCAACAUUAGAUGAUGCAUUGAGUGUGUUCUUAGUCCUAAAUAAUUUAUGACUUCUACAUGUAGCAAGUCUUUAAGAAGGAUUUGUUGGUUGGAAAAACACAUUUUCAAUAAGCUAAUAAAAUGGAAAAACUAAAGUUGUUUGUGUUUUAUAUUUAACUAUGCUUUGUGAAGGAAAUUUGAAGUACAAAUGCUGACGUAAAGUUUAGAGUGGGGACAAGUUUUCGUAAACAUUUCUGAUUUCAUUUUCUCCUUGGAUAUUUUGUUUCAAAUUUGUAAAUGUCUUGCCAUCCAGGUGCCACCUUGAGAAUGCAAAGCAACUGUUAAUUUAGACUUGGUUCGCAGACUUCAUUUUGGAGAAUUUUAUUUAAAUAUUGUAGUUGAGACAAACUAAAUGAGUGAAAUCGACUGUGUUCAACCAUAGCAGCUGGUCUGGGACCAGGAGAGAAGGAGCCAGUUUGUUGUCAUCCGAACAAUUGCACCGCAGCGUUAGACUGCAGCCCCAAUGUAACUUUUUUUUUUUGUGCAGGAUUGAGAUGCUGCCUGUUUUUAAGUUUAAUCUCAACGGUAUUAUAAAGGUUCUGUCCAAACUUGUACUCUGCUGUUUCUAUGUAUUCUUUUAACCAUACCUAAUAAUUGGUAUUCACAAUAAAACCAGGCCAAGUGUACAGAGUAA
Messenger RNA from Poeciliopsis prolifica (blackstripe livebearer), 4710 nucleotides. It is a transcript of the gene stam, whose product is annotated as signal transducing adaptor molecule (SH3 domain and ITAM motif) 1. Gene Ontology annotation, biological process: protein transport to vacuole involved in ubiquitin-dependent protein catabolic process via the multivesicular body sorting pathway. The transcript has 14 exons. Lineage: Eukaryota; Metazoa; Chordata; Actinopteri; Cyprinodontiformes; Poeciliidae. The record is from RefSeq and is a predicted model, not a curated record. Gene Ontology annotation, cellular component: ESCRT-0 complex. Gene Ontology annotation, molecular function: phosphatidylinositol binding; ubiquitin binding. The coding region runs from base 318 to 1865 and encodes 515 amino acids.